Messenger RNA from Rotaria sp. Silwood2, 415 nucleotides. NCBI's taxonomy places the organism in Eukaryota, Metazoa, Rotifera, Eurotatoria, Philodinida, Philodinidae. The record is from the annotation of a GenBank genome assembly.
UAUAAAUGAUCGUUGGUAUGUAUCAUUAAUUGAUUAUCCAUAUGAUAUUUAUCCUCCAUAUAUAUCAACAGAAUGUUAUUUAAUGACACGAUAUAAUGCACGUUUAUAUUAUAUAGCAUCAAAAUAUACUCGAUUAUUUUAUUUUGAUCAUAUUUAUAUGGGACUUUUAUCUUAUUCAAUGUCAACAAAUUUAAUUAAAAAUAAUCAACUUUUUUCAACAUCAUCUUCAUUAUCAAAUAAUUUUGUAAAUAAUGAAUAUGGAUUUUUAUCGAAAUGGAAAUUAUUUUUUAAUUCUAAUAAUAAUAUUAAUUCAACAUUAAAACCAAUCUGUAUUCGAGGACAUCGUGCUCAAUAUUUAAUUGACAUUUGGAAUAAAAUUCAUCAAACAAAUAUUUCAUUUUCAUUUGAAUUAUAA